Rhizophagus irregularis DAOM 181602=DAOM 197198 is the source of this 5887-nucleotide messenger RNA. RefSeq lists its product as uncharacterized. Lineage: Eukaryota; Fungi; Glomeromycota; Glomeromycetes; Glomerales; Glomeraceae. Gene Ontology annotation, molecular function: Hsp70 protein binding. The record is from RefSeq and is a predicted model, not a curated record.
AUGACAAACACUAACGGCCCUAACGCUCCUAAAGGAGCAAUUGGGAGAGAGUUUAGGCCACGAGAACCUUUCACUCAUCGUUUACGUAAAAUUCUUGAAGAAUAUCCUGAUGGUUCUCAAAUUCUUCGUGAAAUUCUUCAAAAUUCAGACGAUGCUAAGAGUACCGAACAAGUUUUUAUUUUGGAUCAUAAUACAUAUCCAUCUAAUAGAUUAAUAAAACCAGAUUUGGUUAACUAUGAGAGAGCCAAUCUGAAACUUGGUAGAUAUCAAGGUCCUGCACUUUUAGCAAAAAAUAAUACCAUUUUUGAUGAAAGAGAUUUUAAAUCUUUGCUCAAAUUGGCCGAUAGUGAAAAACAAGAUCAAUUUGAUAAAAUUGGAGUGAUGGGAGUCGGUUUUAAUUCAAUUUAUCAUAUUACUGAUUCACCUUCUUUCAUUACUGGUGAUAAAUAUGUUAUUCUUGAUCCACAUGAAUGGUAUUUUCGUGGUGGCAUCGAAUUCGACCAUGUCAAAGAUAGAUUAGCCGAACAUUAUCCGGAUCAAUUCGCUCCUUUUAGAAUCCCGUGUAAUAAAAAUUUCGAAGGAACUAUUUUUCGCUACCCACUUCGUGAUUCUGAUGAAUCGGAAAUUUCUAAGAAAAUUUAUACAACUGAUGAAAUUAAAGAAAUGUUUCGUAAAUUUUACGAAAAUGAAAGCAUUAAUUGUUUAUUAUUUUUGAAAUACAUUGAGUGUAUCUCUUUUUAUGAAUUGGAAAAGGGCGCUAUUGAACCUAAAUUACUUUAUAAAAUUCAAUUAAUGAAUGCUGAAAAAGUACGACAAGAACGCCGUUUGAUAGUUGAAAAAAUUAUGCCAAUGAUGGAUUCAUUAAAUUCUGGGAAACUUGACGAAAAUCAACAAUUAGAGACGACUUAUGUUGCAUCAUUCAGUCGUCAGAAAGGAGAUUCCAUAGAGUCUAAUUCAAAAUGGUUAAUUUUGAAUUAUCUUGAUGAUUUACGCAAAACUGAUGCAUACUUUCAAAGUAAAUUCAAAAAAAAUAUUGGAGAAUAUAAGUUUGUACCAAAUGUUGGUUUAGCUAUCCCUUUGGAAAAUUUGAACGCUACCGGAAGAUUAUUCUGUUUUUUACCUCUUCCAAUUGAAAUGCCUUUCCUCGUUUCCGUACAUGGAUAUUUCGCGGUUAGCAAUAAUCGACGUUCUUUAUGGUCGCCCGCAGACGGUGAAGAUCUGGCGUUUGAUGCAUUAGCAAACUUAAAGAUUGAAUGGAAUAAAUAUUUAUUUGAAAAAGUUUUACCUAAAGCUUGGGUAAAACUACUUCAUGAACUCCCUAUUAAAAUUCCUAAUAUCGGAUCAUAUGAUAGAUUGUUGGCUGACAUUAAUUUACUCAAAAUAAUCGGAAACAUUGGAUUUCCUGUAAUAUCAGUUCCCUACGAUGUAAUUAGAGUCUUAAAAGAAUCUAAACACAGAAAUUCUCUUAGGGUUUUAUCUCCCGCCAUUAUUCGUACUUAUUUAAACUCUAACCGUAAUAGAUGGGAAUUUGAUGCAAUAUCGAGAAAAGAAGUCUUACAAUUAUUCAAGUUUAUAUUAGGUGAUAAAAAAUUUGACGAACUAGAAGGUUUCAAAAUGAUUCCACUUGCGAAUAAUACAUUUGAUACUUUAACAUUAUCCAGCAAAUCUUACAUGUAUAUUGAUAAGAUUACCGAAAAUAUUAAAAAUUAUAAUAACAGUCUCAUAAAUCAGUUGAAUAGUAACAAAUUAAUUGACAAAAAUAUUGACUCUGAGUUGUAUAAAAUUUUGUACGAUAACGCAAAAGUUAGAUGGAAUGGAUGUGACCUAAAUAUCAAAAUUUUAGAUGAAAUUGAAGUUAAGGAUCUAAUUUCAAUUAUUAGUGACAUAGGCGAAGAUAAAGAACUAUCAAUGGAUGAAAUAAAAAAUGUUAUUGAAAUUCUUAAACGAAUUGCAAAAAUUCAACAUGUUACUAAGAUAGAAGAAAAUGAUCAGGAAAUUUUGGAUGAAUUAUUGAUUCCAAGUACUAAAAAUAGGUUACUCAAAAUAAGGGAAAUUUAUUCUGAUGACUUAGGAAAUAUGCUUGACAAUGAAGAGAGAAGCGAGUAUAAUAUUGUUCAUAGUCUUGUGACUCAGAAUAUUGCUUCAGAAUUAGGAAUUCAAACUUUAAGAGGAAGAAUAUUUGGGAAUGAAAAUGAAGAAUGGGAAAUAUAUGGACAGCAUGAAUCAUUGACUACAAGAAUCAAAAAUAUUCUCAAUGAUUAUUCAAUGGAUUCCUUAUUUAAAGAAUUCCUUCAAAACGCAGAUGACGCUGGAGCUAAGAAAUUUUCAGUUUAUCUCGAUGAAAGACCAAAAUUUCAACAUAAUCCGUCUAAGAAAUCAUUAUUUUCAGAAGAAUUGGAAGUUUGGCAAGGUCACGCGAUAUGGAUUUAUAAUGAUGCAGAAUUUAAUGAUACUGAUUUCACUUCUUUACUUAAACUUGGCAUUGGAGGGAAAUCUGAUGAUGACACAAAAAUAGGAAGAUUUGGAAUAGGAUUUAACUGUGCCUUUCACGUUACAGAUUUACCUAGUCUUGUGAGCAGAGAGUAUAUUGCAUUUUUAGAUCCACAUGCAAAAUUUCUUCCAGAAUAUGGAUACCCUUCUAAAAAACGAAAAGGUGUUAAAAUUAAUUUUAUGAAAACGGAUUUUGGAAGUAAAUUUCCAGAUCAAUGCUACCCUUAUAUGGCCAUAGAAGGUUGCGAUUUUACAAAAGAGUUCAAAAGAACAUUGUUUAGACUUCCGCUUAGGACUCGUGCAUUGGCAGAAGACAGUAAAAUUUCUCAAGGAGAAAUUAAAAUCAAUAAUAUCCGCAAAAAAUUUAGCAAUAUACAGAGUAAUAAAGAAAUGCUUUUUUUAAGGAAUAUUGAAUCAUGUAGUUUCUAUAAUAUAGAAGGCGGAGAGACUCAAUUGAUCUGGAAAAGUCAAAUUCGCAAUAUUAAAAGUUGCCGUGAAGAUCGUCAAAAUAUUGUUGAUAAUAUUGUUGAUGCGCCAAUCUAUCAAUUAAAUAUUGAAAGAAAGGAUUAUAAAAAUAAUGAGCUAAGAACGAAAAAUUCAGAAAUAUGGCUUUUAUGUACAGGAGGACAUGAUUUUGAUAAGGAUUUAAUGGAGCGCAAGCCGAGAGGUGGAGUUGCUUCUUUGCUUGCUCAAUCCAAUGAUAAAUCAGAUGAAUCAUUUGAUAAAUUAGAGAAAUUGACUCCAAACCCUCCUAAACUCGAAGGAGAAGUCUUCUCUUAUUUGUCUCUAUCAAUCAGUACCAAUUUGGGAGUCCAUUUAAAUGGAAAUUUUUCAUUAACUAGUGCAAGAAGGGGUAUUUUCCAGUCAAAGAGUGAUUUACCGAGAAAAGAUAGUGAUAAAAACGUGAAACAAAAUCUAUAUAUACUGUAUGACGUCUUACCUGAUUUACAUGUUAAACUACUUGAUUACGUUGUGAAGAAGCACGAGAAUAAAGAAGCAAAUUUUCUUCCAUAUAUCAUGAAUAAUCUUUGGCCAAAUACGAAAGAUGUGACUAUGAACUUUUUCAAAAAUUAUGGUCUAAAUGUUAUUAAAAAACUAGGCAACGAUAUUCAUAGGAUUUUCUGGACUGAAGCUGAUGAUGGACAAUUCAUUUCAUUAAAGGACGCUAGAAUUUUUAGAAAUGAAGAGAAAAUAAUUGUUGAUAUAUUGGUCAGUUCGGGAAUUUCAGCUGUGAUGCUUGAAGAAGAUAAAAUCAAACAACUAAAUGAAAUUAUUGAAUCUGGAGAAUCCGAAUUUCCAUACAAACCUGUCAGCGGAGAGUCAAUUUGUGAAGACUUGCAAUUAAAAAUAUCUUCAAUACCUAGUUUUAAACGUGAGGAUAUGAUUGUAGAUAAAUACACUCAUGAUGAUUUGUUCAAAUUGCUUGAGUUUAUUCUCCAGGAUAAGAAUUCUUAUGAAAUUCUAUCCGGGUUACCAUUAGUUCCAUUAAGCAAUGGUUUGGUUGGAAAAUUUGGUGAAGUUUAUUAUGUUGGACAUGAAUUUCUAGACCUAUUUCCAGAUAUUGGCCCGUCAAAAUUUGUUUCCGCUGAUUUACUAGCAAAUCUAUCCAUAAUUUUUAAGGAUGAUUAUUUUUCUAAAAAGGCAAAUAUCAAAAUGUUUAACGCUUCUGCUGUCUUGGAUCUUUUAGGUAGUGUGUUAAAACCUGUAAGGGAAUUAAAUUGGAACCCAAAUGGAAAAAGUUUACCAGAUAGGAGAUGGUUUGAAAGAAUCUGGUUAAUAUUUAAUAAUGACGCAAGAAAUAUUGAUUUUGACAAACUAUCUAAAUUCCCUAUUUUAUCAACGAUUAAGCCUUCUAAUAUGCUUGUACGACCUGACAUAUCAAAUCCACUUAUACAAAACGGAAACAGUUUAUUCUCAUUAUUUGAUAUAUUAGUAAAGUUAAAAGUACGCUUUACUGAUAUGACAUUUCCAGAAAGUGCUCAUGAAGAUCUCAAAAAAUGCGUAAACGAAUGCACUGCCAUAAAUAUUAUUAAUUCCUUAGAAAGAGCUUGUUUACCUUCAACUAUGGAACGAUUGUUUGAAAAGCUAUCAUCUUCGGAAUGUGAAAAGUUCAGAACAUUUAUUAAGGAUGAACUUAAAACUUUAAUAGCGCAUGAGCAAAGUCAAAGAGGUUUCAUGAAAAUUCUUAGAUCUUUACCCAUAUGGCCCAUACAUUCAUCCGAAAAUAAGUUUAUUGAUGCCACAACCGGAGACCUUCCUCCGCGCAAACUCCCAUUUUUUUCCUUCCAUAAAAAAACAAAUUUUUACAGAUGUGAUCAUGAAUCCGAUUUCAAUGCACUUACUAAAUUAGGUGUAACCCCUAUGGAUACAUUAGAGUACCUUAAAGGCAUAGUAAAACAAGUUGUUGAUGAGUCUGAUCACUCUGAUGAGGAUGAGUUUGAACCUUCUCAAGCUUACGUUAUAUUCUUGCAAAGAGUUUUAUUAUUAAGAGAUCGAGAAAUUGAAAAAUAUCUUGGUCCGAAAGAAAUCAUUCCUAACAAGCCACUAAGUGAUUUUGCUCAUGUCGAUACUUUAUAUGACAUGAGCGUUCCUGUACUGCGUAGUAUUUUUCACGAUACCGAUAAGUAUUUUUUGCCACCAGAAUUACAAAAUAACCCCGUUUGUUUAGAAGCUUUGAAAAGAAUGGGUCUUAUUAGCACAGCGAAGGGUAUACCACUUCCUGAACGAAACAAUUUGUUUCAAAAAGACGCGCUACUUACUUCUUUGCUGGAUAAAUUGACAGUUGAACCCGACGAUGAUUAUCAUGAUGCCACCUUUAUCGUUGGUGAAGAGAGAAAAAUAAUCCGUGCUAAUAGAUAUGUGCUUUCAGCUGCUUCAAAAAAAUUUGAAGAAAAAUUUCGGGAUAACAUAAAUGAGAUUGAAAUAGAAUUUCAUCAAGAUGUAUUUAAAGUAUUUCUUCAAUUGUUAUAUGGACAAACUUUUAAAGACGCGACAAUACCUAUUUUGAGUACAGCAAGCGAUUUUAAAACUGAACAUGAAUUUAAAACUCAUUAUUUAUCAUUCUUGAUCGAUCUAUUGAAAUUAACUGUUUCUUAUGAAGUCAAACCACUAAGAAAUAAGGUAGAAGAUGCUAUUAUGGAAGGUGAAUAUGUUAACAUUCGUGAUUUGUAUAAAAUCAUAGAGUGUUUAAAAGAUUUUGAUGUUGAACAACGAUUGAAAGGUUUCUUUGAAGAACAUAUUAGGUCAUAUAGAAAUCCCAUUAAUAAACAACUUCGUAAAAAUGCGGUAACUGUGAAAGAAAAAUCAGAAAUAUCAAAAAUAUCACAAAAGUUACAACCAUACUUGCAAAAUAAGUGAAUAACAACCUUUGAUUGUAAUAGUGUUGCAUUAUAAAUUU